AUGACCCCGGAAAAAUGGCAUGCAAUGCUUACGGUGCACCGAAUGCUUCUACAGGAGCACCAUGAUUUUUUCAUGGCUUCGCAACACCCAUCCUCACUUCCAUCUUUCAGGCGCAUAUCGGAGAAGUACGCUAUGCCGGCUCGUAUGUGGCGCUAUGGAAUCCACACAUUUCUCGAGUUCCUACGUCGUAGACUGCCCGAGUCCUUAGAGCCCAUGCUGACAUUCAUUUACUAUGCAUACUCCAUGAUGACCCUCUUUCUGGAGACCGUGCCGUCGUUUGAGGAGACAUGGAUUGAAUGCCUUGGAGACCUGUCGCGAUACCGCAUGGCCGUCGAGGAGUCCAAUCUGCAGGACCGGGAAAUUUGGGGCGGAGUCGCAAAGUAUUGGUACAACAAAGCGGCGGACAGGAACCCCGACGUCGGCCGCAUUCAGCAUCAUCUGGCCGUCCUAGCGCGACCCGACAUCGUCCAGCAGCUUUUCUACUACACCAAAUCUCUUGUCAGCGUGCGCUCAUUCCCGGGGACCCGAGAGAGCAUUGUGCUUCUAUUUAACCCUGUCAUCAAGGGCCCACGGGUUGGUCAUUAUCAUCAGGUCAUGGCCGAAUUUGUGACCGCACACGGCUAUCUAUUCGGCCGGACUACCUCGGAGCGUUUCUUCAGCGCAGCCGAAAACUUUUUGUCGGGUUUAGACAAUCAUAUCCCCCGAGUUGGAGGAGCAUUUAAAAUGCAGGGAGUUCAUAUGGCUGCCUCAAACUUUGCUGCUAUGCUGGAGUACGGCAGCACCAACGCUCUCUUGCCGAAUGAAUUCCGCCUAGCAUCCACGACACAAUCCAGACCUCUUGAGGACAUUGAUCCAUCCGUUUCCAGGCACUGGACUUCCAUCAGCGAACCUCAGAAGGUUGCCGAUGAUUUUCUUGCGCUCGACGACCCUGAAAGUCCUUCCCGUUUCAUAUUCUACGGCUCGUAUCUCGCAUUCCAAACAUUUUCCAUUUUCCUCGACCAAAUAGGCGAUAAGAAUAUCUAUGCGGCUCUCCACUUCUCAUUAGCGUUUUUGUGGUGUUUGUCAUGCACGUCGGGCGGCAUGAAAUAUGCCGAACUGGUGGUUCCCUGGAGGCGGAUUGUCGCCUUUCUCAACACCAUGUUUUCGCCCUUGUUGGACAUGAGCUUGGUGGAAAAGGACGAGUUUCCCAUCUCUGAUGAGACCAAAUGGAUACCCGAAGACUUUCUCAUCCGCGGCCAUAUCUGGAGUCAGGCCUACUAUCCCCCUUCCUUUUUCGAAGGUUCCCCGACUGAGGAUGACGGACGAAACAUCGAAAUGCCAUCGCUCAAAAUCUCCCGGAUGUAUAGAUGUCUUUGGCUAGGAGUGAGGCUGGCAAAGUUCGAUCGUUGGAUGACCUAUGACUCUGCUUUGCAGAAAUUCUCCGUUACCCCCUUUGCUCUGGAACUCGAGAGGCUCGCGGAAGCACAGUGCCCCUUUCACAUCACUACACCGCAAGAAGUCUCCGGUGCCGAUGUGGAAAUGCGUGGCUCUUGA
This is a messenger RNA of Aspergillus melleus, 1533 nucleotides long. RefSeq lists its product as uncharacterized. The record is from RefSeq and is a predicted model, not a curated record. Gene Ontology annotation, biological process: nuclear-transcribed mRNA catabolic process, nonsense-mediated decay. Bases 1 to 1533 code for a protein of 510 amino acids. Gene Ontology annotation, cellular component: telomerase holoenzyme complex. The transcript is spliced from 2 exons. Gene Ontology annotation, molecular function: telomerase RNA binding; telomeric repeat DNA binding; protein binding. NCBI's taxonomy places the organism in Eukaryota, Fungi, Ascomycota, Eurotiomycetes, Eurotiales, Aspergillaceae.